This is a messenger RNA of Labeo rohita (rohu), 2868 nucleotides long. RefSeq names its product cyclic nucleotide gated channel subunit alpha 1b (gene cnga1b). The record is from RefSeq and is a predicted model, not a curated record. Gene Ontology annotation, molecular function: intracellularly cAMP-activated cation channel activity; intracellularly cGMP-activated cation channel activity; protein-containing complex binding. Bases 331 to 2307 code for a protein of 658 amino acids. Lineage: Eukaryota; Metazoa; Chordata; Actinopteri; Cypriniformes; Cyprinidae. The transcript has 9 exons. Gene Ontology annotation, biological process: monoatomic cation transmembrane transport. Gene Ontology annotation, cellular component: intracellular cyclic nucleotide activated cation channel complex; plasma membrane.
UCUGUGUGUGCGUGUGCAUGCGUGCGAGUGACCUGCUGACUGUCAUCUGUGUAAUCCCAAAUCCUGUUGUGCCUGCCCUGAAAUCCUCUCACGGUCCACGAUCGUUUGGGAAUACACAACGAAAUUAACGCUAUUCCAGGUUUAUGACAAACAUGCUUUCAGCAGAGCAGGUGUUUGAGAGAGAAUGAGCUCAUGCUUUCGCUGGCGUACCUGUGAUGACGAGGAUGAUGAUGAUGAUGAUAAUGAUGAUGAUGUCAGCGCGGCACUCAGGUGUGUGAAGGCAGCAGCAGUACUUGUGUGACGGGCAGGUGGCCUGACCAAUCAGCUGCGAUGUCUGCUCGAGUGAGGCCUCUGGACCCGCCCUCAUUCCUCCUGGAGGGGGUGAACCAGGUUUCCACAGAGGACUUUAUAGAGAAGCAGCACCCAGAUGCUGGAACGUACUUCAACACCAACAACAGCAAUAACAAUGAAGAAGAGGAAAAGAAGAAGAAAAAGAAAGAGAAAAAGGAGAAGAAAGAGAAAAAAGAGAAGAAGGAAAAAAAGGAGAAGAAGGAAAAGAAAAAAGAAGCAGAAGAGAAAGAGAAGGAGAAAGAAAAAGAGAAGGAGAAGGAGAAGGAGAAGGAGAAAGAGAAAGAGAAGGAGAAGGAGAAGGAGAAGAAAAACCGUAGACCAAAGGAGAUCCAGGUUGUGGAUCCGGCGGGAAACAUGUACUACAACUGGCUCUUUGUGAUCACGUGUCCUGUGAUGUAUAACUGGGUUCUCAUCAUAGCGAGAGCUUGUUUCGAGGAAUUGCAGUCGGAUUAUUUGAUGUAUUGGUUCAUCCUGGAUUUCUUGUCAGAUCUGGUGUAUCUGCUCGACAUGGUGUUCAGGACCAGGACAGGAUAUCUGGAGCAGGGGCUGCUGGUGAAGGACGAGAAGAAGCUUCGCGACCGCUACGUCCAGAGCCUCCAGUUCAGGCUGGAUCUGGCCUCCAUGGUUCCGACCGACGUUUUUUACUUGUACUUCGGCCUGAACUACCCCGAGAUUCGCAUGAACAAGCUACUGAGGGUCAAUCGCUUGUUCGAGUUUUUCCAGCGCACCGAAACACGGACGAACUUUCCGAACGUGUUCCGAAUCUCCAACCUCGUCAUGUACAUCGUGAUCAUCAUCCACUGGAACGCCUGCAUGUACUACUCCUUCUCCAAGGCCAUCGGCUUCGGGACGGACGCGUUCGUGUACCCGAACACCUCAGACCCGGAGUUCGGCCGGCUGGUGAGGAAGUACGCGUACAGCAUGUACUGGUCCACGCUCACUCUCACCACCAUCGGCGAGACGCCGCCGCCCGUCAAGAAUUCGGAGUACUUCUUCGUGGUGACGGACUUCCUGGUCGGCGUGUUGAUUUUCGCCACCAUCGUCGGUAACGUCGGCUCCAUGAUCACCAAUGCCAACGCGGCUCGAGCGGACUUCCAGGCUCGCAUCGACGCUAUCAAACAGUACAUGAGCUUCCGGAAGGUCACCAAAGACCUGGAGAAACGGGUCAUCAAAUGGUUCGAUUACUUGUGGACCAACAAGAAGGCGGUCGACGAGAGGGAAGUGCUGAAGUACCUGCCAGACAAGCUGCGGGCGGAGAUCGCUAUAAACGUCCACCUGGACACUCUGAAAAAGGUGCGCAUCUUCGCGGACUGCGAGGCCGGCCUGCUGGUGGAGCUGGUGCUGAAGCUUCAGCCGCAGGUCUACAGCCCCGGAGACUACAUCUGCAAGAAGGGCGACAUCGGCCGCGAGAUGUACAUCAUUAAGGAAGGAAAGCUCGCCGUGGUGGCCGACGACGGAGUCACGCAGUUCGUGGUGCUGAGCGACGGCAGCUACUUCGGAGAGAUCAGCAUCCUCAACAUCAAGGGCAGCAGGGCAGGCAAUCGAAGAACUGCCAACAUCCGCAGCAUUGGCUACUCAGACCUCUUCUGCCUGUCCAAAGACGACCUGAUGGAGGCGCUGACCGAAUAUCCGGAUGCCAAGGCCAUGCUGGAGGAGAAGGGACGACAAAUCCUCAUGAAGGACAAUCUUCUGGAUUUAGAGUUGGCCAAGCAGGGUCCUGAUCCCAAAGACAUGGAGGAAAAGGUCAUCAAGAUCGGCAGCGUGCUGGAUGACCUUCAGACCCGAUUCGCCCGCCUGUUGGCCGAACACGAAGCUGCACAAGGGAAACUGAAGAAGCGUGUCACUAAAUUAGAAAAGAAGAUGACGGACUCCGGCGGAGCGGCGUUCUCCGAGAUGCUGGAACCGGAGACUGCAGAGAAGAAAGACGAGAAAGACCCAGAAGAAAAGAAAGAAUAACAUGAAAGCUGCAGACAAACCUGAUUAAACGAAUUAGUUCUUAGAACUUUGAAAAGAAGCCUUGCAUAUUUUGUGGUCCAUUUUGGGUUGGACUGGAUUUGUGAGGACGCAUAAAACGUCGUCAAACGUAGAUACACAUCAGCUCCUGCCCGGCGUCACCUUUAUCCUGGGCUGUCAGUGUGUGUUUCAAAAAGAAGAGAAUAAUACGAAGAAGAAAUCUGAUCAGUCUUUCUUCGGUUCUUUCAUCUACCUGCGACAGGAAUCACGCAAAUGUAAAAUAUUGUACAGAUCAUGAUCGGUGUACACAACAUUUAUCUGUGGUUAGGUUACUUAUUAAAUCAUGGUACGAGCCUGAUGUUUAUACUGUCCUGUGUAUCAUGAAAUGUAACCUUUUCAUUAGCAUAAGACUGUGUGAUCUAGUUUCACUCAAAGCUCCCAACAUUUAUACUUAGAGAGAAACACUAAUAAUGUUGCUGCUCUAGCAAUAUCAGUUAAAAGUUUAAUCUGAGAAAUAAAUGAGCUGUAAAAAUUACAAAAUUACAUCAAUACUUCAAUAAAGAA